AAGGGGGCGCUUCGAGAAGUGUCAAACCCAAUUUUUUAGAGGUUAUCUCAACCAACAAUAAUAAUCAAUCAUGAGUCAUUUAUUUUGAUUAAAAGAGUUAAACGUGAUAAUUUUAAUAAACAGAUGUUCAAAUACAUCGAGAAAUGCGUUGCAAACAGUGUGGUUCCUCGUUUCGCCUCUCUAUUUGGAUAAUGCAGUGUGGGGAAUGUAGAGACCAGUAUUGCACAAAGUGUAUGAAGAGAGGAGUGAAUGGGAUAUGCUACUGCGAGAAAUGUACUGUGUUAAUUACAAGGCCUCCGGACAUUAAUGAACUGAUGAAACUAAAGCCCAAAGACUUGCAAGAAUACUUGAACCGUCACAACAUUGCAACGGUUGGUUUAGUCGAAAAACGCGAAUUGGUGGACCUCCUCUGCAACCGCAGCAUCCCCGUCAAGAGCACGAAAAGUUCCACAGUCCUAAACAAAAUCUUCAGUAAUUUCGAAUCGGUUCUAAGCCUCCCGGACCGACUCAACGGUCAAGUGGACCGUAGACCCCGCCCCGCGGAACGCCCGGUCUACGCCUCCAGCAGCUCAGGGAAUCUAUUCACCGAUUCUAGAUUCAAUGAGAGCCAAACUUCGAACACUCUGCCUAAGGAGCGGCGGCCGCCGCCCCCACGACCGCCUAGACCGCCGCAGCCACAUCUCAACCGUCCCCACCCCACGGCGCCGCCCGACCCUCUCCAACCGACAACCUCGGCGGCGGAAUCGAGUCCCGUCCUCCCGAAAAUCCCCAAAUUGUCUGACUACGCCAGCGCGGACGACUUGGGGGCGCUGUCUGCGAAAGAGUUGAAAGUGCUGCUAGCGUACAAUAGGGUGGAUUAUAAAGGGUGUGUUGAGAAGGCGGAGCUCCUGGAGAAGGCGGGGCGUUUGUGGCAGGACGAUCAUAAGCAGAAAGAGGAUUUGACUGAGAACAUGGAGGAUCUGUGCAAGCUGUGCAUGGAUGCGCCGCUGGAUUGUGUUUUGUUGGAGUGCGGACAUAUCGCCACUUGCAUCGACUGUGGGAAGAAGUUGGCGGAAUGUCCGAUCUGUAGGCAAUACGUUUCGAGGGUGGUUAGAACUUUUAAGGCUUAGGUUUUUAAGGAAGUAAAGUGAUCAAAUUUGCACAAGCAAAGUCUAGUUAUUAGAUGGAAAAAGUUUAUCAGUGUUACUUUUUAUUCGUUGAAAUCUUUUCAUGAUUCGUAUUGUAUGUUAAAUUCGGAAAAUAUAGUAUUUCUAAUAA
Zophobas morio is the source of this 1257-nucleotide messenger RNA. RefSeq names its product E3 ubiquitin-protein ligase rififylin. Gene Ontology annotation, molecular function: ubiquitin protein ligase activity. The coding region runs from base 144 to 1109 and encodes 321 amino acids. The transcript is spliced from 3 exons. Lineage: Eukaryota; Metazoa; Arthropoda; Insecta; Coleoptera; Tenebrionidae. The record is from RefSeq and is a predicted model, not a curated record. Gene Ontology annotation, cellular component: cytoplasm; plasma membrane. Gene Ontology annotation, biological process: negative regulation of extrinsic apoptotic signaling pathway via death domain receptors; proteasome-mediated ubiquitin-dependent protein catabolic process; protein K48-linked ubiquitination.